This is a messenger RNA of Yamadazyma jaroonii, 1035 nucleotides long. The record is from the annotation of a GenBank genome assembly. Lineage: Eukaryota; Fungi; Ascomycota; Pichiomycetes; Serinales; Debaryomycetaceae.
AUGAAGUUCAUAUUCUACCUUCUUUUGUUAGUGGUUUGUAAAGACUUCUAUAAAAUCUUAGAUGUGGAUAAGAAUGCUGAUGAUAAGACUAUCAAGGCAGCAUAUAGAAGAUUAAGUAAGCAGUAUCAUCCUGAUAAAAAUUCCGAUGAAGACGCUCAUGAAAAAUUCAUUGAGAUUGGUGAAGCUUAUGAUGUGUUAAGUGAUAAGGAAAAGAGACAAAAUUAUGAUAAUUAUGGCGAUCCAAAUGGCCAAGAAGGAAUUGAUUUGGGUGAUAUUUUCAACCAAUUCUUUGGAGGUAAUCGUCAAGGUAAUACUAGAAAUCAAAAGAGAAAAGGUGAACACAAGCAAGUCAGAAUCAACUUAGGUUUAAGUGAUUUUUAUACUGGAAGGGACCUAGAUUUUGAAUUAAAUAUGAAUAGAUUAUGUGAACAUUGUAAAGGUACAGGAUCAAGUGAUGGUAAACAACACACUUGUGGAAAAUGUCAAGGUCAAGGUAUUCUUCUAGUAAAGAAACAAUUUGGACCAGGAAUGUUUCAACAAUUUCAAGUUCAAUGUGAUGAAUGUCAAGGAAAAAGAUUCAAAAUCACCAAUAAAUGUAAGAAAUGUGAUAAUGGUGUAGUGAAUAAAUCCGAGAAAUUCAAUAUUUAUGUCAAACCAGGUGCUAAAAGAGAAGACAUGGUAGUCAUUGAAAAUGAAGGUGAUGAAAAUAUUGAUUGGGUUCCUGGAGAUAUUUUGGUUAAGUUAUUCGAAGAUUACAACAAAAAUUCUGGUUAUAGAAGAAUUGGGAAUAAUUUAUAUAGAACUGAAGUAAUAACUUUAGCAGAAGCUACUAAAGGAGGUUGGAAAAGACUGAUUGGAUUCUUCGAUAGUGAUGAAGAUAUAGUGAUUGAAAGAAGUAAAGGAGUUCAGGUUUUGAAUAAUGAAGUUGAGGUUAUCAAAGGUAAGGGUAUGCCAGUUGAUGAUGAUUUCGGGGACUUGUUCAUUGAAUAUAAGGUUUUGGUUCCUGAGCCACAAUUUGUUAAAGAUGAAUUAUAA